GAGGAGAGGGCAGCAGCAGUUGUGGUGGCGGCCGUGGUCAUGAGAACACCAAGAUGCGCGUCCUCGGUGCCUCUCUCUUAGUUGGCUCUCUCUUUACUCUAGCAACUGCUCUUAAUACUAUUCUCAAUGUGGAAGAGAUUAAUUCAAUCCACUAUGCUAUCGAUAUACUGAACAAGCCCGUGGUGAAAGACCAGGUAUGGGAUGGAGAAGUGAUGACGGUUAAGAACAAGCAUGGACAGGAAUAUAUAUGUUCUUUGCCUAGUGUUGCUCCUCUAGAUUCUGACUUCAAACCAGAUGAUGAUAUACUCGAUCAGCUGGUGGAUAUUUCUGUUCUUUUGAAGCCCAUGGAAACGGCUCCAUGUCUUAUUAAAACUGUCGACUGGUGGACGUACGAGUUUUGUUAUGGUUCAGUUAUCAAGCAGUAUCACUUAGAAGACAAUAAAGCCUCUGGACCUAUAAUUAUUCUGGGUAAAUAUGAAUCUGAAUAUAAUUGGAAGAAUAGCUCCGAGACCAAGAACCGUCUCCAGAGGUUUCAUAGUCAAUUUUAUGUGAAUGGGACAAAAUGUGAUCUCACUGGAGAGCCUAGACGUACAGAAGUUCGAUUUCAUUGUGAGGAUGGAGUAGGUGAUUACAUUCAGAGAGUUGAUGAACCGGAGUCUUGUCGGUAUGUAGUUACUGUAGCGACUACUCGUGUUUGCCACCAUCCGUACCUGCGACUCCAGAUUGUACGAACGCCCCACACCAUCUCUUGUGCUCCAGCUCUGACGCAGGAACAAUAUCAUAGAUAUCUUGCCUACCAGGACAAAAAGGUUAAAGAGGAGCAGAGCUUGAAAGAGAAAUGGCUAAAACAAAAUGAAGAAAUUCUUAAAGAGGCAGAAUCUGAGGAGAACCAAUCUGUUCUCCAGCCAAUUAAUACCGGCUUGGAUGAUGAGGAUGAUGAUGAUGAUGAACUCAAAAUGAACAUAAAAAUUUUCCGGCUCUCUCCUGUCAAAAAACAAAAACUUCAGCAACUGACAGAAGCUAAAGAAGAUGUAAUGGAAGUAGAAACGGAAAUAACACUUGAAGAAAGUGAUUCUCACUUAGCUGAAGAAAUCAAAUUAUCAACUGAUGAGAUACCAAAUACUGGAGACAAUGCACAAGAAUAUGAUGAGAUUACCAGCAGUGAAAGUGAGAAAAAUACAAAGAUUUUAAAGGAAAAUAUUGCUAAAGUAAAUGAAGAGGAUGAGGAAAGUUUUGUCUCAGACUUGCAAUCCCAGGAGCUUUUGCAGCUUUUGGAUGAAAAUGAAGAUUAUUCAGACUUACCUGAUGAAACUUCCAUGCAUGAAGACAGUAUUGAUAUUGAUCAUGAGUCUGGAGAAUCAUAUCUAUUAGAAGAAGAUGAAUUAGAAGAUGACACUGAUGAUGAUGAUGAUGAUGCAGAUGAAACAGAGGCAGGAAGACAAGCAUCAAAGUCAACAAAGAGGGAUCAUUUUUCAAAGCUUCAGCGACGACUAAAGCAACUUGGGAAAAUGUUUAUGAAUCAGGAAGCAAAUAGUGACAGAGGAGGAGAUAAGGGUAAAAUUGAAGAGCUUCAACAAAUGGUUGACACUAUCAAAGAUGGACAUAUUAAGCAGUUGGAACAUGAGGUUAGGGAAUGGACGAAGAAGCUUCGAAGUAAGGAUAUGCUUCUUGGUAUGGUUGAAGAAGAUCUGGAGGUGGAGGAGCAAAGAUUAGGGUCAGCACUUUCAUCACUGAUGGAGGCUCUAGAUGAGGCUGAAAACAAGUUGUCUACAGCUAAGAAGGAGAUGGAAACAUUAGAAGAAUUUCUUGAUAGUCAGCUUAAAGAAAUGGAAAGCUCGACAAGCGAGAAUAUCCAAAGGUUUGCUGUAGAGGAGUCCACCCACCAAGAUGGGGUAGACAGAAACUCACAGGACCCCAUAGAAGGGAUGUCCCAGGCCUCUCAUAUUCCACAGGAUCCUUUAGAAGAAAGCAGUUCAAAACAGUUUAAGAAAAAUACUGAAAAGGGAAGUGGCAUGAGUCGACAAUUGCGUAUUGUGAAAAACAAAAUGGAGGAUGAAUCUCAGAAGACCAAAUUGGAGCAAACAAUUAAGGAUCGCCUUCAAAAAUUAGGUUUGGAGAAAAUAGGCAGAAAAUUUGAAGUGAAAAUUUUAACUCCAAAUUCUCUUGAAGAUGAAGAUACAAAUAACCCUUUGCUGUCCCAAGAAGAAACUGAAGCUUUCCAGAAUAUGAUUGUUAAUCUUUUGAGUGCAAAUGCAGAAGAGUUGGAAGAAAGAGAAAACCACAGAAAGUUGGAAAAGAACUAUGGUUUUAAAUGGGAUGAUAGUCAAUUUGCAGAGGAUGAAGAUGAGUAACACUUGUUACUUGUUUUGUCAUGAGGUUGGAUUAUGGAUUAAGAUAACAAGUAUCAACCCCUAAAUGAUUGAUAUUGAGGAAUGACAAUCCAAUAUUUCAACUGGUAUUGGUAAUGAUCUGCAUUGUUUUGAUAUGAGUCUCAGAAUACCAUGAGUUAAAAUGUUUAAUUUAACAUGCUGUACAUGUACUGGCAAUUAGCUUCCAAAUUAAGUAUUUCUUAAUUUUGAAUUAAAAUUUCAUAAAUGAAUACCAAAUACAGUAUAAUAUAACCUUCAUUCUCUAUUUGUUUUUUGUGCAUAUGAUUUUACCUGGCAUGUAUAAUGUCUUCAGUUUUAAUUAAAAAAAUGGUUAAUCCUCUUUCAGAACACGGUAAUGGUUAAAGGCUAAAUUGUGCUUAAUUAAUUUUGUCAACUUUAAAGAAUAGGUACAUAUUUCAGAAUAUUAAUUGCCAUAUUUAAUACAAAUUCAUGGACACAUGAAUGUUUACAAUAUACAAUGGCCAAAACCUUGUACAGAAAGAAAAUAAUACUAACUUCUACUGCUAUUCUCUGUUAAUCACCAUAAUCACAAUACGGUGAUUAUAUACGAGGUUAACUGUAUUUACAUUAACCAACUUGUGUGUAUGUUUUUGGUAUUUCAUUACAAGUACAUUAAUUCCUUGAAAUUUUAAUACGAAAAUUUUUAAUUUUGUCUAAUGUGUGGAUUUUCUUUCAUAUAUAUAAAAUUUAUUCAGUACAGUAUUGUAUUCAGUUUUUUAUACAAUCAUGCACUUUCCUGAGUUUGCCAUUAAGGGGGCAGCCUCUAAUUAUUUUCAUCUUGAAAAAUACAGUACCAAGAUGACCAAAUUAUACAGUUCACAGAUAUUUCAAGAAUGAAAUUAUUGGUUGUAAAUAUUUAUCUGCAUUAUUUCUUGUAUAACAGGAGCAUAUCAUUUGAUAUUAUUGCGUAGUUCCAACAGUGGACAAGUACCUGUAUAGUUUUGCAUGGGAUGAAUCAUUAUGCAUGCCACAUUUUAUUUAUAAUUCAGGGGUUUCAUUACCUUGAAGUUAUCAACAGAUGAGAAAUUAUCACAUAGUAAUUUAAUGUGAAAUGUGGUAGUAACAUAGCAAAAGGGUUAUUUUUUGGCAUUUUAUUAUUGUGUACAUUAUGUGUGUGAUAAUAUACUGUGUAUAUAUAAACUCAAACAAUUAGUCAUUGUGAUCUCGGUGACUGCUAAUAUUUGAGAAGGGACAUUGAUUUAGCCUUGUAAAGUGCAAUUUAAAAAUUUGAUUUUCCUAUGCUGUAAUGAACUUGUGUUAUAUUUUAAUAUAAUGUCUUCUGUUAUAUACUAGGGCUCCAUGUAUAUUCUUCAUUAGGGAUUGUUUCUUUUCUGUAUAUCUUUUCUUUAAUUAUCAUCUAUUUUAUUAACGCAACUUUCAGCAAGAGUGAGCAUAUUACUAUGACUAGUUAACUGUAUGACAUGUUAAUAAAGAUUUAUUGGAACGAUAUGGUAAUGAGAGGGAGAUCACAUAUGUAGUAUAAGAUAUUUUAGGAAUUACCUUAUUUGAAGAUUUAAGGCAAUCUUAUAUAUUGGUUAUGAUUUUAUGUUGUUGUUAUUGUUAUUAUUAUUAUUAUUAUUAUUAUUAUUAUUAUUAUUAUUAUUAUUAUGAUAAGUAAUUCAAUGUUUCCUACGUUUGUUUGGCUUAAGUGUACUAGUUAAACACACUUUGUUAGUCUUUCACCUUCACUUUGGGGCCUUGUAUACCUUUGAAAUUAAAUUAGCGUUUUAUGCUAUAGCAUGAAUCAGUGGGUUCUACACAAGCGUACAGUAUAGAGGAAGGAAUUAUAUGACCUGAUGAUGAACGGGUUUAUUUGCUUUGUUUACUUUUAUUAUACAGUAUAGCGAAUUUUUUUUUCAUAUUUUAUGAGUUGGAAGAUCGUCAGUACUGCACUUCAAGAUUUGCAUAUGACUUUAUAAAUAAAUUGUUCAAGGCAAGCUUCUGUGCCUGACACCGAGUAAAGUAUAAAAAGCUA
This is a messenger RNA of Procambarus clarkii (red swamp crayfish), 4365 nucleotides long. Its product is annotated as protein OS-9. The record is from RefSeq and is a predicted model, not a curated record. NCBI's taxonomy places the organism in Eukaryota, Metazoa, Arthropoda, Malacostraca, Decapoda, Cambaridae. Gene Ontology annotation, biological process: retrograde protein transport, ER to cytosol; endoplasmic reticulum unfolded protein response. Gene Ontology annotation, cellular component: endoplasmic reticulum lumen.